Plodia interpunctella (Indianmeal moth) is the source of this 2815-nucleotide messenger RNA. RefSeq lists its product as uncharacterized. The transcript is spliced from 6 exons. Gene Ontology annotation, cellular component: Golgi apparatus. NCBI's taxonomy places the organism in Eukaryota, Metazoa, Arthropoda, Insecta, Lepidoptera, Pyralidae. The record is from RefSeq and is a predicted model, not a curated record. Bases 132 to 728 code for a protein of 198 amino acids.
GUCGUUCAGUCAGUCAGUUUAGUCAUUUCACUAGUUGGAAAUUAAGUGUUGUUUUCGUUUUUACGAUUUGUUUAUUUAUUAGCAGAGUAUUUGCUUAUCGAACUUUUAAAAUUUAGUGAUAAAUAAAUAUUAUGUCUGAAAACGUGAAUAUAGAUUUGUCUGGAGAAAUCAGUGCUCCCACCGAAAAGAAAGGUUUUCAAAAGUAUGUGUAUGAUGUGGAACUAUUAAUGCAUCAUGUCCGCAGUGGGGCAGCUCCUGCCCUGCUGAUGGGCGCUAUUUCUACACGCAGACCAUGGACACAGUUUAUAGCCACUGAAAAUUUUAAGGUUCCAGCAUCUAUACCCAGACUGACUCGGCGAGUUUACAGGAAUGUUGAAUAUUUUCAAGCUAAUUAUUUAGUGGUGUUUCUAGGAUUAUUCGCUUAUUGUUUAAUUACUACACCAUUACUCCUAAUCGCUAUGGUGGCUAGUUUUUUCGGUUAUCGGAAAUUAACUUCAGGACCUAACACAUGGAAGAUCGGAGGUUGGGAGCUGACGAAAACCCAACAAUAUGGGGUAGCAGCAGCUGGCUCUAUGGCAUUGUGUUGGUUGGCUGGAGCGGGUGCGGUUCUCUUCUGGGUCCUUGGUGCUACAGUGACAGUCGUAGCACUCCACGCGAGCUUGUUCGAUUCAGAGACGUUACCAGCGAUCGACGACCCCGAACGAUUCCCCAUGGUCGAGCAAGUGUGACACGGCCACCUCCCAUUGUUCCUGCCGCCGCCGCCACCCGGCUAGUUUGCAGGCCCACCGUAAUUAACCCACACGCCCGAUUAACCUUGACGGAACCCGUAUGCAAUGCUACUUGUUAGGUAGUAAUUGCAUUUCUUUUUCUUUGGAUACAAAAUGGUUCAUAUAAUUUCAUCAGAAUAAAAAUUAACUCUUUAUUGCACUAGAAUACACAUAGAGAAAAUCAAUAAAAAAGUGAGACUAAUUGUCUCUUACAAAGGCGGAUUUAUCACAGAAUUUUCUUCCAAUCAAGCAAUUAUUUAUGAGGAUUAAAGUUAAAGUAAAAUUGUUUAAAAAACUAUUGUUACAAUGUUAAAACUAUUAUAUUUUUAAUUAUUUAGUGAACCACCUAUUGAUAUUUUUGAAAUCUGGGGAAGAAUGUAAUUAAGUUGUAAUUUCAUUUCAUAUUUAUAGAAUAUUUCAUGUUGAAUAUCAUGAGGAUUCAUCAGACUUUUUUACGUGGAAUUAGAUGGAAUGGUCCAAGUAUGGGAUGACUGAUCACCCGUCUGGUGCGUUGCAUUGGCGUCCCCAACUAGGAAAUAAUAAUAAUAAAAAUACUUUUAAGAAUGCUAUAUUUAUAAUUCUAAAAAGUUUUAUGUAUAAAAUAAUAUAUCAAGAUUGUUGAGAUUCUGUGUUCCACACACAUAGGAUUUUCGAUAUUUAAAUUAUUGGGUUGAAAAUAAUUGUAUCGCUGUAGCGACGAGGCGUCUUGGACUAAUAUUAUAAAAGUGAAAGUGGAUUUAACAUAUUCUGUUUUCACGUCAAAAAGGACUAUUGGUUUGAAUGUGUUUAGGUGGAUCUCCAUAUCCUGUAUUACUAGAACAUAACAAUCUAUUCCCGAGAUAUUUUAGUCAGUCUUAAUCCUAAUAAUGUUUUAAAUGCUAGGGACAUUAUUUGGAAUAAUAACAAAUGAAUAUCAUCAAUCAAUACCUAAUUAAAACACUAAUAGUAGACCUCGAUAGUAAAGCGAAGUAUUUAAUAAAAUGCGUAACUACCCAGACGUAGGCGAGGGUGGAUAAUAAAGUUCUGUGGUGGAUAGUACGUCGAGGGUGAAAUGUCGCUUUACUGUCGAGGCGCAUCUCUGCUUUUCACUUCGAUUGCGUGGAAAUUGACACCAAUAUUAGAAAUAACAAUGCCUGUUUUUAGACAAUUAAAUUAACAAGCCUAAUUAUUAUUAUUAGACGAAGAUUUUACUUUUUUGCUCUAGACAAUUUUACUUUUGAAACGCUCUUGAGCGUAAAAGAAAUUCACAGAUGAAGUUUUUACUAGAGCUUAAAAUCUAACUUUACGAGCAUGAGAAGUGAAAAAAGUUUUUGUAAAUAUUAGAUCUUGAAACCAUGUAAAAUAUAUAUCACUCAAUCAAUAAGUUAUUUUAUGUGUUGUUUAUGUAAUGUUUAUUGUAAAUAAAGUUUUAAAAUACAUGUCUUUAUUUUGAUAGAAAAAGAAAAGAAGUAAAUAUUUUUGAUGAUGUUUAAUAGAACUUAUAGCUUAUAACAAAUAUAAAAUAAAAGCAACCUUUUAGAAACUGCAUAAUGUUUACACUACUUUCGUUUUGUAUUGUAUUGAUUACAAAAGUUACAACAAAAUAACUUCAUUUUAAAAUUCCUAACAUCUGCCUCUAUAGUAAUUAAAUUACAAUGUUAUUUUAACAUAGCCACAGGCGUUACUUUAUAUAGCAUGUUAGAAUUGUAACUUUCAAUACAACUUGAAAAUAUGUAUGGGACUAAAUGCAUAGUGAUAAUUAAAAUUAUUUAUAUAUGUUAAAAAUCAUAACUAUUUAAACUAUCAUAAGAAACAAGCUAUAUAUAUCUGGAAAAACAUAAUGCAUUUAAUUUUGUCAAGUGUAUUAAGUAGUAAUAAAAAUAGCUCACUAAAUAAGGUCAGUCCAAGACUCCCAGGGGUACAAGCUAUGCAAACUAUUUCCCCAAAUAUAAAUUACUCUUGUCAUAAUAACUAUUUAGUCAUUUACUUCAUAAAAUUGGCAUUUAGUCAACAGUCUUUAAUUUUGUACAAACAAAACAAAUAUUACAUAAUAAAUCUAUAAACAUUUU